GUUAUCAGUUUCUCCAAACAAUACUUGUGAUUAAACUGUGUGGACAAUUUGAUCCCGUUCAGGAAUAAAUAUCAAGAUGCUGUGGCAGAUCUUGUCAUUAGCCGGUCUCGUGGUGUCAGUCUCUAGCCACGGUCGUGUGUCGGACCCACCCUCCAGGGCUACGAUGUGGCGCUAUGGGUACCCAACACCAGCCAACUACGACGAUACUGGACUGUAUUGUGGUGGCUUCGAUCGUCAAUACUCUGUAAAUAAUGGAAAGUGUGGUAUUUGCGGAGACGCGUUUGACUUAAGCGAACCGAGACCUCAUGAAAUUGGCGGAAAAUACGGCUUAGGUAUAAUUGUCGCUGAGUACGAAGCCGGACAAGUGAUCGAGACCACCGUCGAAAUAACCGCAUACCAUCGCGGUUACUGGUACUUCAAGAUUUGCCCUAACCCGAACACCAACGAACAAUCCUGCUUCGACGAAUACCUGCUUGAACUGGAAGACGGUGGAACCGAAUACUAUCCGCCCAGCGUAGGCAAGUACACAGUGAACUACCGUCUACCUAAAGACUUAGUCUGCGACCAUUGUGUCCUCCAAUGGAGAUACGUAGCUGGUAACAAUUGGGGCGUCUGCGAAGAUGGUUCAGCGAAACUAGGUUGUGGCAACCAGGAAACGUUUGGCGCAUGUUCUGAUAUUAAAAUCACAAAGUCUACAGUUGACGCCGUGGUGGGCCCGAUACCAGUGGAAUUGGACACUCCAUCUUAAACAAAUUAUUGUCAUAUCCGUCGAAGUCAUGGAGCUCUCAAUAACAAUUUGUCUAGUCAGAUUUUAUAUAACUUCGCUUAAUACAGAUACAGCGUGAUAUUUUACGUUCAAUUCAUUAUUUAUGAAGAAGUCAACUACAACAGCUUCGUCUCGAUUUCAUAAAAUAGAUUUAAAAAAAACUUAAAUAGUAUUAAUAUUCGCUCA
Messenger RNA from Vanessa atalanta (red admiral), 952 nucleotides. RefSeq lists its product as uncharacterized. NCBI's taxonomy places the organism in Eukaryota, Metazoa, Arthropoda, Insecta, Lepidoptera, Nymphalidae. Bases 77 to 748 code for a protein of 223 amino acids. The record is from RefSeq and is a predicted model, not a curated record. The transcript has 3 exons.